AUGAGCAGCGAGGAUUUAUUAUCGCAAUUUGAUGAAAUGGUGAAGCGUUUUAAGCACGAAUUCAAUGAUAUUAUCGAAAGGGAGCGAGCAAAAAUGAAGGCGGAAGUAGAGGCAUACAACGCAGAGAAGCAACGAAUGAAAUCAGUUGAAGUUAGCGACGACGAUAUGAUCCAUCUCAACGUUGGUGGACAAAAAUUCACCACGAAGAGAUCUACUCUGUGUCAAGUAGAAGGCUCGUUACUCGCUUCCAUGUUUAGUGGACGUUGGGAAGAUGGUCUCGAGCGUGAUCAAGAUGGCGCAAUUUUCUUCGAUUUCAGCCCACAAUAUUUUGGUUUCAUUUUGGACUAUCUGCGCACGAAGAAAAUUGCAACUCCGGAGAGUCCCGCAUCAAUGCCGAAAGUCCCCGAAGAUCAAGUAAAAAAUUUCAACAAUCUUGUUGAAUAUCUUGGCUUGCGUGAUGAAAUCGUCCCCGGUGAGAUUGUUGAGAUUGUGCCAAGCGAGAAAUUCAAUUUACACAGCCCUGAAGUCACUCUUUAUGAAAACAAAAAAGUCGCACUUAAUGGUCCAAAUUCAGACCAGAGCCAUAGAUAUGUUCUCGGCAGAAAUGUGUACCAACAAGGGAUUGUGAAACUCAAGUUGAAGUUGGAAUCAUUUCAAAAUAACCAUUGGAUAUUUGUUGGUAUAGGGAAAAGACAUGUUGUACCAGAGAACAACAAGUCAUUCGAAUGGCGGGGUUCUUAUGGAUGGAUCCUCGGGUCCUGCAGUUGUGAGGGAGAGUACAACAAUGGGAUAUUUACGAGGAACAAGUCGUUAACAGGUGUUGCCAAACAGAGUGACACGAUUGAGUUAGUCCUGGAUUGUAAUGCUACCGACAAUAAUGCCAGGCUGACACUAAAUUUGUCCACCCGUCAGUGGUUUUUUAUCAAUAUACCACAGUCGCAAACCUGGAGAUUGAAUGUAACUUUGCUUGGUUCAAAUGACAAAAUUCGAAUUGUGGAAAAUUAA
Paramuricea clavata is the source of this 1005-nucleotide messenger RNA. NCBI's taxonomy places the organism in Eukaryota, Metazoa, Cnidaria, Anthozoa, Malacalcyonacea, Plexauridae. The record is from the annotation of a GenBank genome assembly.